This is a messenger RNA of Calidris pugnax (ruff), 1349 nucleotides long. RefSeq names its product histone H2A deubiquitinase MYSM1-like. The coding region runs from base 471 to 758 and encodes 95 amino acids. The transcript has 3 exons. The record is from RefSeq and is a predicted model, not a curated record. NCBI's taxonomy places the organism in Eukaryota, Metazoa, Chordata, Aves, Charadriiformes, Scolopacidae.
AAUUCCUCUGAAAUCUAGAACAAUAGUUCAUACAUGAGAAACAAAAACCUUUUUUAUUCACAUAAUAACCACAGAGAUCUUAGCACCACUUACACUCUUGGAGUCAGUGUUGACUUGACUCCAAUUGUAUAUGUUGACUCCAAUUGAAUACAUCGAGUAUAAAAACUCAAUUUAUUUUGCCAUUUUUGUUACCUUGUAGAUUUCUGUGUAGUUUCUUACCAGGGCAGGGAGGAGAACGGCUUUUUUCCCCUGUUUCCACCAAAAUUAAAUUUGGAAUCCAAAACACGUCGUACUUUUACUUUAACCUCCUCAGCGUUGGCAAGUAAUGGGACUGGGAGCUUCUGCAGUCAGUAAUGGAUUGUGACCAGUUGCAUUUAAAACUGAAAAAGAAAUAAUUGAGUGUACUAGAAACACCAAAUAAUCAUGUUCAAUUGAUUCCAGGCCUGCCCUACAAAUUUGAAGUACAGCAGAUGGUGGAGGAACCUCAGUGGGAAUUAAUAUUUGAAAAAACAAGAUGGAUAAUUGAAAAAUACAGAUUUUGCCAUAGCGUCCCCAUGGAUAAAAUCUUUCACAGAGAUUCUGACCUCACUUGUUUGCAGAAACUGUUGGAGUGCAUGAGGAAGACUCUGGGCAAGGUGACAAACUGCUUCAUCGCUGAAGAGUUCUUGACUCAGAUAGAAAACUUAUUCCUCUCCACGUACAAGGGUGAGAAGAAGAGCAAUUCCGAAGAGAAUGAGCACGAACAAAUGAAACACUGAUGUGAUGGCUUUAACAAAACAAAAUUAGGGAACUUUGAUUUUAUUUUUAAAUUUUCUCCUCCUUCUCCCCAUUAUGUCAACUCUUUCAGAAUUAUUACCCAUUUUAAUAGUGACUGUUACAGAAUCCGGUGGUAUCGUUAUGAAAAAGGAGUUUGAGAAACUCCUACUGUGUGUGACCUGACCUCGUGGGGAACAUUUAAUAUGAACAUUUUGUAAAAAAAAAAAACAAGUGCUACCGAAUGAAUUGCUUGACCCACAGUCUGCUGUUUGGGAAGAAGGACAACCCGUCAAGAAUCCUGGGCUUCGGCCUUCAAGGAGAGAGGACAAAAUCUCAAGUCUUCCCAGUUUGAGAUUUUUCUUUUAUUUUUUUUAUCGGCAGGUCCCCAUCUAACUCAGAAUGAAUUUAUUCCUGAGCGCUUUAGAGACCGUAAGUGUGAGUGCAUUCAUAAAGGAGAAGCUGCACUGAAAGGAAAAUUUUAUAGCGCUGAUUUCACACUUUCCUGGUAUCCAGUCUGAAGUUUUAUUCAGUUGUAGUUUAAUACAUCAGCUGAUUAAUUAUUAUUUUUUUUUUAAUAUAUUUUUUCUCCAUCG